Molecule: messenger RNA, 2150 nt
Organism: Labeo rohita (rohu)
Lineage: Eukaryota; Metazoa; Chordata; Actinopteri; Cypriniformes; Cyprinidae
Gene: lnpka
Product: limb and neural patterns a
Exons: 13
Coding region: 187-1365 (392 amino acids)
Biological process (GO): endoplasmic reticulum tubular network organization
Cellular component (GO): endoplasmic reticulum tubular network
Source: RefSeq, a predicted model, not a curated record
AAAGUACUUGAUCACGUGACCAAGGAGAGGCGUGCCGUGCCGCGUGGGGUUGUGGGAACAGUUUGAUGACGUAGGCUGUUGAAGUUGGAGAAUAAUAACGCUCUUCUGGAUAUCUUAUUUGCGGGUGUCUGGCUUUGGCUUGGAGUAACAGAACGCAGGCUUAGAGAGAAGGACUGCCCUCACAAGAUGGGGGCUGUAGUGUCUCGGUGGAGGGCGAAGCCGACCACUGUAGAGGUUUUGGAGGGUCUUGAUAAGGAUAUCCAGGCCCUUGAGGAAUACAGAGAGAAGAACCAGAAGCAGCUGAAGUUAUGGGUUUACAGGCUGCUGUUGUACUCGGUCCUCUUGUACCUGAUAGCCUGUACGGUUGUCUACGCGUGGUACAUCCCAGAGCAGAUGAUGGGAAAAUUAAUUGUGGCAUCACCAUUCUUGAUAUUUCCUCUGUUAGUUUGGCUGAUGAGGAAACUGCUGAUUAUUUUAUACAACAAACGAACGGAGAGAAACAAUGAAAAAUUAGAGGAGCUGAAAGCAGAGAAAAAGAAAAUACUUGAACGGGUGAUGGAAACUGAAACCUACAAAAAUGCCAAGCUGAUUCUGGAACGGUUUGAUCCAGACUCUAAGAAAAAGCUUGAGUUAGAGGCUCAACCCAGUGGCCCGCCUGCGACUCCAAGACAAGGCCAAGAGCUGCGUCAGCGGCAUGUGACCCCUCGUCCUGCUGGACGUCCACCUCCUGUUCCUUCCCCUGCAGUUCCCCCUACUCCAUUGUCUGCCCCGGGAGGGCCACCUGAAAAAGGUCUGCUUAGUACCUCAACCCCACAUGGUCUGAUCAGGAGGCCUGGAACCCCGGCUGGCACACCCGGACCAGCGAUGGGAAUGCACCCUCCAGGUCCUCCGCUGGCCAGACCCGUCCUCCCCAGAGAGCGAGGUGCCAUGGACAGGGUCAUUGAGUACCUAGUGGGUGAUGGACCUCAGAACAGAUAUGCUCUGAUAUGCCAGCAGUGUUUGUCUCACAAUGGCAUGGCUUUGAAGGAGGAGUUUGAAUAUAUUGCAUUCAGAUGUGCCUACUGUUAUUUCCUGAACCCGGCCCGGAAGACACGUCCCCAGGCCCCGCGUCUCCCAGAAUUCACUGCAGAAACCAAGACGAGCCAAGACCCCCCUGCUGUUGCCAUGGAGACAGACCUGUCUAGCUCUCCACCUGCCCCAGAGGGUAAAGCAGCCAGUCCAGGGCAUGUAAAAGGAGAACCUGGAGAGCAGCAAACAGAAGAGAGCCUCUUAGAAGAGAAGAAGCCAGAAGAUCCAGAUCUCCACACCAGCCUCCCUGACAAAUCAGAUGACGAGCACAACGUGUCCGCCAUGGAAGUGGAAUAAAGUGAGAGAGAAUUUGCCAAUAUGAACCUGUCUGUUCAUCUUGUGUGGUUUGAUUUUUCCUAUUCUUUACCUUUAGUUUGUUUCCUUUUAAUUUGUACACAUUAUAAUUGCAGUGUUAUUUCAUAGAUUAGUAAAGUAAAGUUAAGUAGAAAGGAAUUAGUGGUCAGUGGGAUUUUUGUGAGGGUUUUUUUUUCUACCUGUUAGAGCUGUGAAUCUGCAAUAAUUAGUUACAUUAUUGGGUUAAAUAGUCAUGUGUUUGUUUACAAUAGAAUCUGUAUGUAAAAGCUAAACUUUUUAAGUUUCAGCAAAUAACUCUUUUGUUAUAUUAUUAGUUGGCAAGAAAAGCAGCUAUUUAUGUUCAUUUCAUGCUCCAUGUAAGCACUGUUUUGUGACAGAAUGUAUUUAAUAUUAUUAUUUACAAUAUGGAAUAAUGCAAAAAUGUCCUGGUCAAAAGUAUAUUUAUGAUAUUUAUAGUUAUUAAUAUCCUCUCAGUGCCUGAUAUUGAAGUGUAGCAUACAUUAGGUGCUGUGCAACGAGAGAUUCGUCCCAUGUUUACAUGUCUGUUCAGGAACCGCCAUAGGAAUGUCUGGCUAUUUAUUACAGCGUAAAAACAGCCCUUCAGUGUUCUCAGCCUUAUGUGCCUUUAUGUUGACUUGCUUCAAGAUGGAAGAAAACCAGAUGAAUUGUCUAAUGGUUAUUAAGCAUAGCAUAAUGUGUGAAAAUGCAGUGCUGUUUUUAUUUUGUCUACAAGGUAAAAUAUGAGAAAUAAAGUUUUUAAAACAGUA